Molecule: messenger RNA, 3810 nt
Organism: Epinephelus moara (kelp grouper)
Lineage: Eukaryota; Metazoa; Chordata; Actinopteri; Perciformes; Serranidae
Product: dynamin-2-like
Exons: 20
Coding region: 303-2888 (861 amino acids)
Cellular component (GO): microtubule; cytoplasm; membrane
Molecular function (GO): GTP binding; microtubule binding; GTPase activity
Source: RefSeq, a predicted model, not a curated record
GGAGCCACAAUCUCCGGCGGAGGCUGGGUGUCGCCUGACCGGAUGAUGACAGAAGUUUUCGGUUUAAUGUGGCUACUUUUAUCAUGCAAUCAUCCAGCUAAUGUCGUCUCCAGUGCUCUGACCGCAGUCGGGACUCAUGACACCAAUCUGCUGUGUGUUUUAAUGAAAUAAACUCACAAACACUGUGACACACUGCGGUGCCAUCUGGGAACUUUUGCUGUGCUGGAAGAGCGACCCUUUGGCUCUUAUUUGACCGGGGAGCAGAGCCGGAUAGAGCCCGCUGGGCUGACCGAGGUGCCGCUAUGGGAAACCGGGGGAUGGAAGACCUUAUUCCCCUCAUAAACAAGCUCCAGGACGCCUUCAGCUCCAUCGGACAGACGUGCAACUUGGACCUGCCGCAGAUAGCGGUUGUCGGCGGCCAGAGCGCAGGGAAGAGCUCCGUGUUGGAGAAUUUCGUCGGGAGGGACUUCUUGCCCAGAGGAUCUGGCAUCGUCACCCGUCGUCCUCUCAUCCUCCAGCUGGUUAACAGUAAAGCAGAGUAUGCUGAGUUCCUGCACUGUAAGGGACGCAAGUUUGUGGACUUUGAUGAGGUGCGUCUGGAGAUUGAAGCAGAAACUGACCGGAUCACGGGAUCCAACAAGGGCAUCUCCGCCAUCCCCAUCAACCUCCGCGUCUACUCCCCUAACGUGCUGAACCUGACCCUGAUCGACCUGCCGGGGAUGACUAAAGUGGCCGUGGGAGACCAGCCUCCAGACAUCGAGCACCAGAUCAGGGACAUGCUGCUGCAGUUCAUCACCAAGGAGAGCUGUCUGAUCCUGGCCGUCACCCCAGCCAACACUGACCUGGCUAACUCCGACGCCCUCAAAAUUUCUAAGGAGGUGGACCCUCAGGGCCUACGGACCAUUGGUGUGAUCACCAAACUGGACCUGAUGGAUGAGGGGACGGAUGCCCGAGACAUCCUGGAAAAUAAACUGCUGCCGCUUCGCCGAGGCUACAUCGGGGUGGUGAACCGCAGUCAAAAGGACAUCGAUGGAAAGAAAGACAUCCGCGCUGCUUUGGCUGCUGAGAGGAAGUUCUUCCUGUCCCAUCCGGCGUACAGACACAUUGCAGAACGCAUGGGCACACCACAUCUGCAGAAGACCCUCAAUCAGCAACUUACCAACCACAUCCGCGACACGUUGCCCGGGUUACGCAGUAAGCUGCAAAGCCAGCUGUUAUCACUGGAGAAAGAGGUGGACGAGUACAAGAACUUCCGCCCUGACGACCCUACACGCAAGACAAAGGCCUUGCUCCAGAUGGUGCAGCAGUUUGGCGUUGACUUUGAGAAGUGCAUCGAGGGGUCUGGGGAUCAGGUGGACACCUCCAACUUGUCAGGUGGAGCAAAGAUCAACCGCAUCUUCCACGAGCGGUUUCCAUUUGAGCUGGUGAAGAUGGAGUUUGAUGAGAAGGAGCUGAGGAAAGAGAUCAGUUACGCCAUCAAGAACAUCCACGGAGUCAGGACAGGCCUGUUCACCCCAGACUUGGCGUUUGAGGCCAUAGUGAAAAAGCAGAUCAUUAAGCUGAAAGACCCCUGUCUGAAAUGUGUCGACCUCGUCGUCACCGAGCUUGCCGCCCUGAUCAGGAAAUGCACUGAAAAGCUGGGUUCGUACCCUCGGCUGAGAGAAGAGACGGAGCGAAUCGUCACCACCUACGUCAGGGAGAGAGACAGCAAGACCAAAGACCAGGUGCUGCUGUUGAUUGACAUCGAGCUCUCCUACAUCAACACUAACCAUGAGGACUUCAUUGGAUUUGCCAAUGCUCAGCAAAGAACCGCUGCCAACGCCACCAAAAAGAGAGUCAUGCCCAAUCAGGUGAUCCGCAGAGGCUGGCUCACCAUCAACAUCAGUAUCAUGAAGGGAGGAUCCAAGGACUACUGGUUUGUCCUGACCGCUGAGUCUCUGUCCUGGUACAAAGACGAGGAGGAGAAAGAGAAGAAGUACAUGCUGCCUCUCGAUAACCUGAAACUGAGAGAUGUGGAGAAGGGCUUCAUGUCCAGCAAGCACGUCUUUGCCAUCUUCAACACGGAGCAGAGGAAUGUGUAUAAAGACCUGCGUCAGAUUGAGCUGGCAUGUGACACUCAGGAGGAUGUAGACAGCUGGAAGGCUUCCUUCCUCAGAGCUGGUGUUUACCCAGAGAAAGACCAGGUUGAGAGCGAAGACGCGAUGAAUCCUAGCGACACCGUGUCCAUGGACCCGCAGCUGGAGCGGCAGGUGGAGACCAUCCGCAACCUCGUGGACUCGUACAUCGGCAUCGUCAACAAGUCCAUCAGAGACCUCAUGCCCAAGACCAUCAUGCACCUCAUGAUCAACAGUGCGAAGGACUUCAUCCACUCUGAGCUGCUGGCCUACCUGUACUCGGCCGGGGACCAGGGUAGCUUGAUGGAGGAGUCAGCAGAGCAGGCACAGAGGAGAGAUGAGAUGCUGAGGAUGUAUCAUGCUUUGAAAGAGGCCCUGGUCCUCAUCGGAGACAUCAGCACCACCACUGUUUCCACCCCAGUGCCUCCACCAGUAGACGACACCUGGAUCAAGGAACCAAGUCCACCGGCGUCCCGCCCUGCCUCGGCAACAGCGCCCCCUCCCAGCCGACCCCCGGCAGUGAGGGGGCCCACCCCGGGUCCUCCGCCCCCUCUCAACCCUUCACCAGCAUUCGGAGCGCCGCCGGUACCGUCUCGACCCCCGGGCCAAACGGCCUACGCAGGCGAUCCCAACUCUGGUUCUGUGCCUCUUGUUCCUUCCAGGCCGGCCCGCGUGCCUCCUGCACUGCCACCAGGGAUUCCAAGCAGAAGACCCCCGGCUGCUCCCAACCGACCCACUGUCAUACGUCCAUCAGAGCCCUCCCUGCUUGACUAGAAACACACACAUACACACACACACACAUAUUAAAACAUUACUUUUUGUUUACACUUUUAUAUUUCUCUUCUCUUUUCUCAUGUAUAUUCCUAUAACUGCAAACUUUGUCCUACUGUAAUUGGUAAUCUGAUGCUGUUUCAGUCUGUGCAUUUCAGAAGCAUUAUGUAUGUAAUUUUGACUUAAUGUGUAGUUAGUUUUAUUUUUUAACAAAGAUAUGAGAGAUUUUCUGCAUUCUGUGUUAUGAAAAGGGAUACAUUUGAUGAUUUUAUUGAUUUAAGGUUAUGAACCAGCAGGUCAUCUCGAAUAUUUUGAAAUGAAAUGUGUCUUAAAACAAUAUACGACUCUUAACGUUUAUAUAAUGGUAAGAAAACUCUUAGAUUUUGUUUUUUUGUGAGAUGAAUACUUGCUAACAUUUGUCCGUGAUCUUACACACUAAGCACCUCAUUAAGUAAGCAGCACUUUCUGAUUAAGUCUUUUUUCUUUUCUUCAUUGGUAGAUUUUCAAAGCCUCCAGAUGAGCUUAUUAAAAUCAGACUGACCAAUGAAAUUUGUAUUCUUCAGUAUUUCGGCUAAUUACUUUUAUUACAAGAUUUUUCGAGCAUAAUACAGUUUCUGUGUUUCUUUAUUUGUGGACCAAUUAAAGCUGAAACAGAGGAGGAGGAAGGGUGUUGGGAGAAAGCGCAGCAGUGGGCGUGCGCCGUCUUCCAGUGUAUUACUGAUAAUUAUACAGUAGUUGAGGUGACCUUGCCUGGUGAAACGUCCUGACAGUUACCUCCCACCACUUCUCAUUCUUCAGUGCCUUGAGAAAAAAUUAUUUUGUAGUUACUUCUUAUCACCUUAAAAAAGUCGAAAUGAGAAAAAACGGAUCAUGAAAGGAAAAAGGUGUAUAAAGUGAUGGACUGAAUAAAGGACUAGAAAACGAA